AUGAAGCUGUUUGAUGCUCACUGUCACCUCCAAGACAAGAGGAUCAUCGACAAAACCUCUGAGAUCAUAUCUGCUGCUUUAGCUGUCGGUGUUUCCAACUUUGCAGUCAAUGGAACCUCUGAGAAAGAUUGGGAGUUGGUGAAAGAGAUGGGAGAGAUGUAUCCUUCUGUUGUUCCUUGCUUUGGACUCCAUCCUUGGUUUAUUGCAGAUAGGAGCCCUCAUUGGCUUAACACAUUGAGGAAGUUCUUUGAGACCACUCCUACCGCUGCUGUUGGAGAAAUUGGUUUGGACAAGAGCCCUUUGGCAGCAGGGAUUGAUUACUCAGACCAGCUUGUCGUGUUCCGUCCACAGCUUGAACUUGCAAAAGAACUGAACAAACCAGUAGCUGUUCAUUGCAUCGAUGCAUUUGAUGAUCUCCUCGAGAUAAUGAGAGCUGUAGGGCCUUUUCCUGCGGGUGUGAUUCUUCAUUCAUUCAAUGGUACAGCUGAAGUUGUCCCUGAACUUGCAGAGCUUGGUGCAUUCUUCUCCUUUUCUGGCUGGUUCACUUACAUUGAUGAGAAGAUCGCAAAGCGCACUUUGAAAUCGAUUCCUUCCGAUAGGUUCUUAUUGGAGACAGAUUCACCUGACGGAUUACCAAAAUCAGAUGAGAGUUCUUCGGAUCCUAAACCAACUCUCAAUGAGCCUGCAAACAUUCUUGCGGUACUAGAUUAUGUUGCGAACCUGUCAAACAUGAAGAAAGAAGAUCUCGCGGAGUUAACUUAUGGAAACACUGUGAGGUUGUUCUCUUAUCCUGGUUCUAAAUUGCCUACACACCAGUAA
This is a messenger RNA of Microthlaspi erraticum, 819 nucleotides long. NCBI's taxonomy places the organism in Eukaryota, Viridiplantae, Streptophyta, Magnoliopsida, Brassicales, Brassicaceae. The record is from the annotation of a GenBank genome assembly.